Eimeria mitis is the source of this 567-nucleotide messenger RNA. RefSeq lists its product as uncharacterized. NCBI's taxonomy places the organism in Eukaryota, Apicomplexa, Conoidasida, Eucoccidiorida, Eimeriidae. The transcript has 5 exons. The record is from RefSeq and is a predicted model, not a curated record. Bases 1 to 567 code for a protein of 188 amino acids.
AUGGUGCGGAGUUAUAACACCAGGGGACGUGGCGGCCAGCUGAGCCGAGUGACUGCUUAUCGAGGCCGAGGAAGAGGCAAGGCCUUUGGGUGGGGUUCAUACAGCAGGCCAACAUACAUCACCAGAAACAGGUAUAUGCCUCGAGGUCAAGUUGGUCGUAUAGGGGGUUUAGGGCGUGCAAUGGCUCGUCGCAGCGGCCGUCAGCAGCAGCAGCAGCAGCAGCAGCAGCAGCAGCAGCAGCAGCGUUUUGGUAGGGGUAGGGGCCGUGGGGGCCGGGGUAGGAGGGGGGGGGGCCCCCGGGGGCCCCCCGCAACAGCAGAAAGCCUAGAUGCUGAGCUAGAAGCAUAUAUGGGGGAGGAAGCAGUAAAGGAGAGACUAGAUAGAGACCUAGAGAUGUAUUUUAGUGCUGCAGUGCAGCAGCAGCAACCUGCUGCUGCUGCUGCUGCUGCUGCUGGUGCUGCUGCUGCUGCUGUUAAUACUCCAGCUGUUGCUGUUACGAACACUAACGCAGAAAAUGAUGCAGGGCCCAGCGCUAUGGAAGUGACGAUGGAGAACUCAGCUCUCUAA